Messenger RNA from Dothidotthia symphoricarpi CBS 119687, 1371 nucleotides. RefSeq names its product camp-dependent protein kinase-like protein regulatory subunit. The transcript has a single exon. The record is from RefSeq and is a predicted model, not a curated record. Gene Ontology annotation, molecular function: cAMP-dependent protein kinase regulator activity. Bases 1 to 1371 code for a protein of 456 amino acids. Lineage: Eukaryota; Fungi; Ascomycota; Dothideomycetes; Pleosporales; Dothidotthiaceae. Gene Ontology annotation, biological process: regulation of protein phosphorylation. Gene Ontology annotation, cellular component: nucleus; cAMP-dependent protein kinase complex.
AUGUCCCUCCCCUCGGACUACUCCAAUGAGAUAUCCGCCCUCGACCGCGAAAUCGUAAAGCACAAGCCGCAGGACAUCCUGCAGUUCUGCGCAAACUUCUUCAACCGCCGCCUCGAGUCGCAGCGCACCGAGGCCCUCCUCUCGCAGCACCACGCGAGCCCCCAGGGCCGUGCCGAGAGCAGCUUCCCCGGCAACAACCCCUUCGGCACCUCGCCCAGCAGCGCCGGCUUCGCAAAGGGCCCCAUGCAGCGCCUCGAGGAAGAGGAGGAGAGCGACGUCAUGACGUCGCCCACGGCCUCGUCGUUUGCCGCCGUCGACUUUGGCGGCGGCAGCAAGCGCAGCAACGGCCCCGGCGAGGGCUCGUUUGGCAACUUUGGCGGCUUCGGCAGCUCGCUGGGCUCCGUCUCGCAGAUGCCGCCCCUCACCGGCGACGGCCAGAACUUCCCCACCAACUACAACACCAACAGGCGCACCUCCGUCUCGGCCGAGUCGCUCAACCCCGCCUCCAGCGCCGCCGAGAACUUCACCCCGCCCUACCACCACAAGACGCCCGAGCAGCAGCAGCGCCUCAAGUCGGCCGUCUCGGGCAACUUCCUCUUCUCGCACCUCGACGACGACCAGUCGGCCCUCGUCCUCGGCGCCCUGCACGAGAAGCCAAUACCCACAAAGGACAUCAAGGUCAUCUCCCAGGGCGACGUGGGCGACUACUUCUACGUCGUCGAAAAGGGCGCCUUUGACAUCUACGUCCACAAGUCGGGCAAGCUGGAGGCAGGGCCCGACGGCCUGGGCGCAAAAGUAGGCAACGUCGGGCCAGGGGGCUCCUUUGGCGAGCUGGCCCUCAUGUACAACGCCCCGCGCGCCGCCACCGUCAUGUCGUCCGAGUCGUCGACGCUGUGGGCCCUGGAUCGCAUCACCUUCCGCCGCAUCCUGAUGGACAGCGCCUUCCAGCGACGCCGCAUGUACGAGGGCUUCCUGGAAGAAGUGCCUCUCCUCUCCACGCUAACCCCCUACGAGCGCUCCAAGAUCGCCGACGCGCUCGAGACGAAAAAGUACCCCCCAGGCACAACCAUCAUCCAGGAAGGCGACGUGGGCGAGUCCUUCUUCAUCCUCGAAUCAGGCGACGCACAGGUCUACAAGCGCGGCCUCGACGGCCCCGUCAAGCAGUACUCAAAGGGCGACUACUUCGGCGAGCUGGCCCUGCUCAACGACGCACCCCGCGCUGCCUCCGUCGUCACAACAACUGAAGUCAAGGUCGCGACCCUCGGCAAAAACGGCUUCCAGCGCCUCCUCGGCCCCGUCGAGGGCAUCAUGCGCAGGAACGACCCCACAAAGGAGUCGGAGAGCGUUGAUCCUCUGUCCAGGCCUGCGUAG